Messenger RNA from Brassica napus (rape), 1792 nucleotides. RefSeq lists its product as uncharacterized. NCBI's taxonomy places the organism in Eukaryota, Viridiplantae, Streptophyta, Magnoliopsida, Brassicales, Brassicaceae. The coding region runs from base 813 to 1658 and encodes 281 amino acids. The record is from RefSeq and is a predicted model, not a curated record. The transcript has a single exon.
UUGGAAAACGACUGCCUUCGAAGAAUUAAAAAAAAAGUUACUAGUGCUUUCUUUAACUCCACCUAAAUCAAGAAAUGGAUAAACUCAGAUAAACCGUUUUGUUGUAAUCUUCAGAUGUAUUGUAUAUUGUAACUUGUAAAUUGUAAAUUUUUUACCAUUAGGCGAAGCAACCAAAAAAAUCACUUUCCAAAGAAACGUGGAGGAAAAGCUAUCGUAUAUACGUUGCUUUAUGUUACUUUGUUGUGCUGUCAAAACGUGGAACAUUUUUUCUUAUAUUGUACAUCUCAAAGGUACCUAAUGUAAUGCAUAAAUAUAAUAAAACUUAUACGGAUUUGUGUUGUUGGCACAUGAAGACGUGUCGACGUUUAUUCAGUACCAAACCUCUUCACCUUGACCUAAAUUGCUUUCCCGAUUUGCUUAUGUCAUCACCCAAUGCGGACAAGGUUUUUAAUUUUGUACCUAUCUUCAUACACAUAUAAAAAGGUAAUGCAGUUUCGUACAUGUUCAAGUAAACAAAUGAUGAUUUAUUGAAUAAUACAUACACGCAGAAGAUGAUUGGGCGUUAUUUCCACGUAAUUCAAAGUUAAAUCACCAUAACACGACAAAGUGGCGAAUCGUGGCAGGAUCCACAAGCAAUAUUUAGUAGGUGUCAAGGGUACAAUAGAAAAUUCAUGUUGAGCUCAAUAAUUCAGAUUCAUGAUCACAAAUCCACAAUAUAUAAAGACCUACGACCGUGAACUUUGAAUAUCAAACACACUACACUCUGCACCCUCAAACUCCAAUGCACAACUCAUCACGAACUCUUACUCAAAAUGACAGAAAUGCCCUCGUGCACUAUUGAAAACCCUAGUUUCGAGCCUACAAAGGUUAAGAAACAAUACAACAUAUACUCCUCGUUUCUCCCGAUCCUAUUAUCUAUAUUCACCUACAUUUUGAUCUUCUACGUUCUUGACGUCUCCCCUUCAUUGAUCUUCAACAACACAAAGAUCUUGUUCUUUGUCUCAAACGCACUUGUUCUCAUCAUAGCGGCAGAUUACGGUGCAUUCGCUGAGAGAGAGAACCACGACUUCUACGGAGAAUACACCGCCGCUAUGAGAAGCAACACGAUAGAAAACUAUAAACCGGAAAACUCGGGCUAUGAGAUGGGUUUGGCGGAAGAAAUCAAGAAACGUGAGACACAAGAAGAAGCAGUCAGAGCGAAAGAUAUACCCCGUUACUUGCUUCACAAGGACGAGGAAGUUCCUGAGAAAACAUUACAAGUCGUAAGCGAGAACAUUCCGAGAAGCAAACUUAUCCAAAAACACGAGCCAACGACUGAGCACAACAUUUGUAAUGGAGAAACUUGCAAAGCAAAAAAACUGGUGAACCAUAAACCGUACGGGAGAAGCAAAUCAGAUAAAGCACGCUCAGAACGUCGUCAUCGAGAGAUCAAACCUAGACCUAAAAGUUACGUUCGAAGCAAGUCUGACGAUAGCUCGAAAUGGAUGGUUGUUCACAAGGGCAAGAAGAAGGCUCAUGAGGAGGCGGAGGAGAAGUGGGAGAAUGUAAGAGAAGAAUCUGAAGAAUUUGCGAAGAUGUCGAACGAGGAGUUGAACCGACGAGUCGAAGAUUUCAUCCAACGGUUCAACAGAGAUAUCAAACGACAAAGUUUAGUCUAAGUUUAAUUUCAUUUAAUUUGUCGUAAUACGAUAAGUCUAGUCAACCUUUUUGUGCCAUUUUUUGUUUAUUAUUUUUACUUUGCUUUUAUAUGCGUUUGUCGUUAGAGUUGGUAAUAAAUGAGAUCAUGGAGAUA